AAUAUAUUUUAGUGGUGCAUGAGAAGCUUUGGAAAGAGGUUUUUAUUUUUGCAAGGGAAGAUUUUUCUGAGCCAUGUUCUAAACGUACAUUGAAUCAUUCAUGCAGAAAGACAUGCAUCUCAGAGAUUUACAUAAAAACUCAAAAGGAUUUUAUCUUUAAGUGCGAUAGAACCUGCACUCUCUUUCACUAGAUCUAAAUGAAAUUAAAAUAAUUUAACCUAUGAAUCGAAAAAAGAAGACAAAAACAGCUUUAUUUUAAUUAUGAAUGAUAGUUUUGUUUUUUUUUAACAUUAAAUGCAGAAUGAAAGAUGACCUUCAUGUGUAUCUGAUAAGAUUCAUGGGGAGUUCCAACAAAUGUUCACAUACCAGCAUUUGUGAAGAGACGUCGACUCCUUCACCAUGUUGCUCUCCUCGUUGCUGCUGCUGCUGCUGCUGGUCAGCGCUUCACAAGCCACUCAUUUCCUGGGCACCAUGAUGACCUACUACCCACAAGAAACUUUUGCAGACGGUUCAGUCUCUGUGAUCCUUCGCUAUAAGUUGAAUUUUGCUACAUGCUCAUAUUUGGAUACGUGGCAAUGUAGUGGCAACUGUGGAGCACAAACCCAAACACUCAAUUUGUCUGUGGUUGAGGAAGUAAGCGGUGAAUGGUGUCAGAGAGAAGGAGCGAUAACUCAUCUGCUCCACAACAACACUGGAUUUCAGACUGUGUUUGCUGGAGGAAACUGGAUCGAUAGUAUACAAAAUCGUAUUGUAUCCUGGAGAGCUGUGACUGCCGUUGAAAUGAGGAACCGAUCGGACCUCGGAAAACCCAACACAUCCCCACAGACCACCAUCCUCCCUGCUUUGAGAAUCCCUUCAAACUGUGCCAAAAACAUAGAUUUAUUGGCCUUUGACCCUGAUGGAGACGAAGUGAGAUGCAGAUAUGGGAACACAUUGGCUUCAGAGUGCAACCCGUGUACACCGCCGUCUGUCCUCAGCGUCUCAUCCACCUGUUCUCUGUCAUUCAGCCCAACCAACAGCAGUACUGAGCUUCCAUACGCCGUCCAGUUGGUGAUCGAGGAUUUUCCCAAACAGAGCAUAAUUCUGACUCAAACUAACGGCUCACAGGAGGUGAAAACCACCAAUGAUGCCAUCAGCAAGAUUCCUCUGCAGUUUGUUUUGAAAGUGGGUCCACCAGUACCGUCCUGUGCAGAAGGCGCCUAUCUGCCCAGGUUUCUGCCUCCAACUCCAGAGAACCGAGCUCAGCUCUACAGCCCCGCUGGUCAAGCUGUGGUAAUCAACAUCAGCGCUGAGGCGACUCAGUCUAACAUCACCGGCCUCCUGUUCAGCGGACCGAACAACGCGGUGAAGACUUCUUUAGGAUCGGGAAGCUUCUCUCUGACCUGGACGCCAUCUGCCAGUGAAGAUGGACAGAGCCACCCCAUCUGUUUCGUUGUCCAGGCAAAUUACUUGAACACCUUGUUAUACUCUGACCUUCGGUGCGUCAUUGUGACAGCUGGAAACAGCCCAACGACUCCAACUACACCAAAUGUCAUCGUAUCAAACCAAACCAUCCUCCAAAAUACUGCAUUUACAGCUCCAACUACAACUACAACCACACCAAUCCUCACAAACCAAACAACUAUGCAACCCUCUGUAGCUCCAACUACAACUACACCAAACAUCAUUGUAUCAAACCAAACCAUUCCCCAAAGUGUAGCAGUUACAGCUCCAACUACAACUACAACUACUACACCAUCCCCCACCACCCUGGCUUCAACCAAAGCAAACGUAACAACCUCUGCUCCAGGACCUCAAUAUAUUAUCGCUCUGAACAUGAUGAUCUCCACAACGCUGUCGAUGGAGGAUAAUUCUGAUUACAUCUUAGCUCUGAUUAAAACCAAACUGAUUGAGAAAGGGCUGCCUUCAACCAUAAGUCUUCGCCUCCUGAGCAGCGGUCAAGUGGUCGUCACAACAGCGAGUCCCUAGAGAAACAUCACCAAGAACCAACUGAUCUCUAAAGGGAAAUAUGUUCAGAAGACAUGAAUAUAUUUUUAGGGGUGAUUAAUUUUUAAAUCUUUUUGCUUUUUGUGUUUGUAAAACCAUCAAUAAACCUGUAUAAUUUCUGGGUACAAGAAAAUAUAAUGAUAUGAUUCAGCAUAUAGACAUGAAUUAUUUUUAAUUUCUUGAUGAAUUGUGGAUUUUAUGUUAAAAAAUAUGUAUUUGUAUGGCAUAGAAUGAUAGUUAACAUUUGUUUCUGAAACACCAUUGAAAUACAGCAGGUAAAUAUAUCAGUUGUUUCCACAUGUACAUGAAUAUCUGAGAGUACUUUGAUAAUUUUGGGGGUAAAAAAGGAUUUAAUCAAUGGACAUGAGAAAAGCUUGAUCUUAUUCUGCAUCCAAACAUUACCCUCU
Molecule: messenger RNA, 2393 nt
Organism: Poeciliopsis prolifica (blackstripe livebearer)
Lineage: Eukaryota; Metazoa; Chordata; Actinopteri; Cyprinodontiformes; Poeciliidae
Product: mucin-2-like
Exons: 12
Coding region: 400-1968 (522 amino acids)
Source: RefSeq, a predicted model, not a curated record